AUGGCCGCGACCGUAGCCGCGAUCGCGAUCACGACCGAGACCAAGAUCGAGAUGACGAGCGAGACGAGGAUCGAGAACCGAUCCGUGCCCGCGAGCGCGACCGCGGCCGCGACCCGGAGGCACGUAUAUCCCCCGGCGCGCCUACGGGCCCUCCAGGCGCAGAUCCAGCAGGACACGAGCGCCGAGGGCGCGCGACUGAAGCAGAAGCUGCACUGGGAGGCGCUCAAAAGCGUCGAGUUUGAGCUUCACCCCCAUCUACGCGGCGCUGACGGCCGUCGUCAACUCCAAGAUCCCCUCGUGGGCGAGCUCCUGGCCAAGAGGCUGGUUGUCCAGUUCCGCAAAUCCUUUCGCCGGGACGACAAGAAGGUGUGCCUCGCGGCCACGACCUUCAUCGCCCACCUCGUCAACUUCCAAGUCGUACACGAGAACCUCGCCUUGCAGAUGCUGCAGCUCCUGCUUCACAAGCCCACCGACGACUCGGUCGAGAUCGCUGUGGGCUUCAUGAAGGAGAUUGGCGAGUUCCUGACCGAUAUGAAGCCCAUGGCGGCCCGGGUCGUGUUUGACAAGUUCCGCGACGUGCUCCACGAGGGAGAGAUUGAUAAGAGGGUCCAGUACGCCGUCGAGGUCCUGUUCCAGAUUCGCAAGGACAACUUCAAAGACAACCCGGCGAUUCGCGAGGAGCUCGACCUCCUCGAGGAAGACGACAUGAUUACCCACUACGUUGAGCUCGACGGCGACCUCGACACCGAGGACUCGCUCAACAUUUUCAAGUUCGACGUCGACUUUGAAAAAUCGGAGGAGGCGUACGUUCAGCUCAAGAGGGAGAUUCUGGGCCAGGCGAGUGACGACGAAGACGAUGACGAAGAUGACGACGAGAGCUCCGAGGACGAAGAGGAGGAGGAGCAGAGGGCGAUUGAGAUCAAGGACCAGAGCAACGCCGACCUUGUCAAUCUUCGGCGAACCAUUUACCUGACCAUCCAGUCCGCCAUCUCACCUGAAGAAGCCGUGCAUAAGCUUAUGAAGAUUGUGCUUCCCCGGGGCAGGAACCCGAGCUCCCUCCAUGGUUGUGGAGUGCUGCAGCCAGUCGACCACGUACCAAAAGUUCUUUGGCCUCAUUGGGGAAAGGUUCGCCAAGCUCAACAGGCUCUGGAACGAGCUCUUCGAGGAGCAGUUCAGGACCACCUACGACACCAUCCACCGCUACGAGACCAACCGACUACGGAAUGUGGCGCGGUUUUCGGCCACAUGUUUGCCUCCAACGCCAUCGGCUGGCACUGCAUGUCGGCGAUUGUCAUGACGGAGGACGCCACCACAUCGUCAUCCCGUAUCUUUGUCAAGAUCCUGUUCCAGGAGAUCUCGGAGGAGCUGGGCAUGCCGAAGCUCGCCGCUCAGAUGAAGGACCCCCUGCUGCAACCCAGCCUCGAGGGCCUCUUCCCCACGACGAGCCUCGCAACGUCAGGUUCUCCAUCAACUACUUUACCAGUAUCGGCAUGGGUGUGCUCACUGAGGAGAUGCGACACCAGCGAGCCGCAGCAGGAGGAGGAGGACUCCUUCCGCUCUGACAGCCGCGGACGGAGCCUCUCCCGCGACCGGCGCUCCUCGAGGUCGCUUUCGUACAGCCGCUCGCCGUCGCCGAGGCGCGGCCGCCGGGACUCGCGCGAUUCUCAGUCCCGCAGCCCCUCGCCCAAGCGCAGCCGACGUUACUCGGACGCGCGGACCGACGACUCCCGCAGCAGGAGCCGCACCCCGCCGACCGGGGCGGCGCAGAAGCGUCAUGCUGCGUCCGUCGAGGUCCCGGAGCCCGGCGAAUACCAAGAGGCGGAGGAGGUAUAG
This is a messenger RNA of Parascedosporium putredinis, 1833 nucleotides long. Lineage: Eukaryota; Fungi; Ascomycota; Sordariomycetes; Microascales; Microascaceae. The record is from the annotation of a GenBank genome assembly.